Messenger RNA from Chroicocephalus ridibundus (black-headed gull), 7452 nucleotides. RefSeq names its product GrpE like 2, mitochondrial (gene GRPEL2). The record is from RefSeq and is a predicted model, not a curated record. Gene Ontology annotation, cellular component: PAM complex, Tim23 associated import motor. Bases 2863 to 3528 code for a protein of 221 amino acids. Gene Ontology annotation, biological process: protein import into mitochondrial matrix; protein folding. Gene Ontology annotation, molecular function: adenyl-nucleotide exchange factor activity; protein-folding chaperone binding; protein homodimerization activity. The transcript is spliced from 4 exons. NCBI's taxonomy places the organism in Eukaryota, Metazoa, Chordata, Aves, Charadriiformes, Laridae.
GGGAGUCCUUUGUGGAUCAGGGUCGCAUACUACUGAGAAACCCGUCUCCGGGGGGAGCCUCCCACGGGGCCGGGAGUUCGGCGCAUGGUGUGUUUGCCCAUGGUGGUGCAGAAGGAAGGAGGGGAUUGCCGGGGGACUGGCAGUCGGCGCUGCCUGGCCAGCACUCCGAUUUAUCAGGAUCAGUGUGUGCCACCUUGGGGACACUGGAGGCCAGGCUAACACUUUCCAAAGUAACCACGGACUCAUUGGGGAUUUUUGGCUGCCUCGGUGUUGGAGUUCAUGAGCUGCUCAGGACCGGACACUUCAGAGACGCUGAUCAUUAGCCCUGCGUACUGCUCCCAGCUCCACAGGGUCUCAUCUCAGGGUUCCUCAUGUCUCGAGCUCACUGUGCCUCAACCAAGUGCCCUUGUCCAAUAUUUCCUUCUUGUCCUCCAGGCAGUAAGGAUGAGGGCAUGCUGUCUUCCCUUGGGAAUGAACAAAGUUCACGUGUCAGCAUUUGAAAGCAAAUUAACAGCGGACACCUUUCAACCUUGCUAAACAGCUUAGAAGUGCUGCAAAGGGCUGAGGCUGGAGGCAGCCCAGCUCUCUCGGCCCUAGCCCCAUGCCAGCUUUCGGGGGAGCGGGCAAAGGGACAGGGUUGUCUCCUGGCCAACAGCACAUUCACACACUGCUGCUGCAGUCAGACACAGUUUGCCAAGGCAUGUGGUCAAAAUGGAGUGAAGGGAAGUUUAAAAAUUUUUUUGAAAAAAAGGUGCUUUCAAAGGAGGGGACUGGAAAAGAAAAGAGAAAUAGAGGAAGGUCAUUUAGCACACGCAGAAACAAGGGAUGGGAAUAAAAAGGAAAGGUCCAGGCUUUUGUGCCGGGAACAAGGGAGCAGGCCUGUUGCCCACUCAUGCUAACAACUGCCACAAUUAACUUUUGGAGCUCACUCUUUCAAAGCCCUCUUGUUAGUAACUAGGUAAGCAGCUUUUAAUAAAAACGCUGGCACUGGUCGUCCCCUUCCCCUGGCUGCAGGGAGCAGGGUGGGUGACCAGCUCCUGCUCGUAGUGAAGUGAGCUGGGAGGGUCUAGGGGAGGCUUGGCACACCUGGGCAGCGGCUGCCGGGGCGGGCAGGCUGGGUGAAUCUCGUACGCUGCCGGCUUAGCGAGGGUGGUCAGCUCAGAGCUGUGAGCUUUGCUGCCCAGGCUGCAGGGGCUCCCCAUCUCCCAGGGAGGAGGUGCAGGAAAGCCCCGUUCCUGACCGUGCUCGUCCUCCUCUCGGCAGCAGUUUCCUGUGCUGCUUGUCACUGUUCCUGGGACCUGGAGCCACACUGUUCCAUUUCACUUCAGAAAAGGGUGAAAACCCUCUCCUCAAAGCAUCACCUCUCCUGCUAAAGAAAUGAGGAGCCUGUGCCCACAGUGGGGAGAAAUGGAGCUGGACCACCACAGCCUGUGAAAGCAUGUCACAGAGUCAUAGGGUGGUUUGGGUUAGAAGAGACCUUAAAGAUCACCUAGUUCCAACCCCCUGCCCUGGGCAGGGACACCUCCCACUAGACCAGGUUGCUCAAGGCCCUGUCCAGCCUGGCCUUGAACCCCUCCAGGGAUGGGGCAUCCACAGCUUCUCUGGGCAACCCAGGCCAGUGUCUCACCACCCUCACAGUAAAGAAUUUCUUCCUAAUAUCUACCUUCUUAAAACUGUUAAUCCUCGUCCCAUCACUACACUCCCUGAUAAAAAGUCCCUCCCCAUUUUUAUGGUUUGAGAAACCUACAAUUUAUUGUUGUUUAGACAAUUAUUCUAUCACCUGAUGACCCCUCCCCACCCAGGAAAGGGAAUCAGGGAAAAACAAGGAAACAUGAGGGUUGAAAUAUAAAUAGGUUUAAUAGGAUAAGACUAAAUAAUUAACAUUAAUAAUACUAAAGAAUCAAUAUUGAUCCUGAUACCAACAUAAAAUAUACGAGGAUUAUACUCAGCCCAUUCUAUCACAGGAAGCUGUGCACUCCCAGCAGGGGACAGCAAAUGUCGGACGCUGCGAGCACUGCAGCUUCUGGAGGAAGGGAAGCGCUCAAGGGUCCGGCACCGGGCAAGAAGUUCUCUGGACCGAUGCCAUCAAGGGAGAGAGAAACUAUGCUGCAAAAUUCCUAAUUUAUAUUGAAUGUGACGUUCAUGGUAUGGAAUAAUCCUGUUGGCCAGCCUGGGUCAAGUGCCCAGGUCUUGCUCCUCCUCAUCCCUGCACCUGGCAAGGCUCGAAAACAUGGAAAUCUUGAAACCCACAUAGCCUAGCUGGCUACGAAGUAAAUACUUUCACAAGUUCAGGCACUAGAGUCUUCUAAAGUGCAGUUUUCCCAAGCAUUAGAAGAGAAAUUAGCCCUGUGUUGCUCAAACCAGAACACCCAUCUUCCCUGUAGGCCCCCUGGGGAGGUUGAAAGGUAGAUUUGGCCAAGAUUUGGGUUUGGGUUUUUUUAAUGCUGAGUUCACCGUGAGGCAAAGAAACGCAGUUUCUUCCACCACAGCUCAGCCUCUCGCAGUCCAUUUGAGCAAGAGGUGAAACCUGUGGCAUUAUCAUCCCCCUUAAACUGCACAGAUGGAGCAGUGUAUCAGGUCCCGGUGCUGCCAUCACCCCGCUACCGGCCCAGACGCUGCGCUGAGGGGCUCCUCUGUGCCGCCAUCACCGGGCUACCGGCCCACACCCCGCGCUGAGGCGCUCCCCGGUGCCGCCAUCACCGGGCUACCGGCCCACACCCCCGGCUGAGCCUCUUCCCGCCCAGCCGCGCUGCCCGCCGGUCCUCGUAGUCCGCCCAGGAGCUCCUGGGAGCUGUAGUUGGGCGGGCGGCGCCUGGUUCCCCUUCUUCCCUCCCUCCUUCCCUUAGUCGCUCCGGCGGGGCCAUGGCCGCCCGCUCCCUGCGGUGCUUCGGGACCGUCCUCGGCGCGUCGCGGCCCGGCAGUUUGUAUUUCAGGGGGUCCCCAUGUGUUUUCAGCACUGCAGCUCAGCAGAGAAGUACGGGAGAUGAGUGUGGCCCAGAAGAUCCCCGUGAUGAGCCCAAACACCCCCUUUCUGAUUGUGCCUUAGAGCACAAAGCGAUCAAAUUGGAAGAACAAGUCCGGGAUUUAACUGAGCGAUACCGGAAAGCUUUGGCAGAUUCUGAGAAUGUCCGUAGGAGAACGCAGAAGUUUGUGGAAGAUGCCAAGCUCUUUGGGAUCCAGAGUUUCUGCAGGGACCUUGUGGAGGUAGCAGAUAUCUUGGAGAAGACUGCUGAGAGUGCCGCAGAAGAAGCGGAGCCUAGUAAUCCAAAUCCAACCCUGAAGAAAAUCUAUGAAGGCCUCUCUCUCAUAGAGGCCAAAUUGCAAAGUGUAUUUGCCAAACAUGGCCUUCAGAAGAUGAACCCUGUUGGUGGCAAAUAUGAUCCCUAUGACCAUGAAAUAGUCUGCCAUGUACCAGCCGAGGGAAUGCAGCCGGGCACGAUAGCACUGGUGACUCAGGAUGGCUAUAAACUCCAUGGUCGCACUAUCAGACACGCGCUCGUCGGCGUGGCAGUAGAGUCACAGGAAUGACAUGGGCUUAUCCUUUGGCAUCUGGGACCUUACUGAGCUGAGGACCCCUCAGCACUCAGUCACAAGUGCAGCUGCAUGUCUUUACUUAUUUAUUAAGCUAGGUUUGUAUUGUAUGUUGGCUUCUUUAUAAUGUGUGCAGUCAUUUUGCCAUUAAUUCUAGGGUACUUGUAUAUUUAAUGUUCCUUUUUGGAGUACGUGGAGUAGAACUAGGAGUCCUGCUAUUUGUCAGAAACGUGGCACUGUAGCCCCUUUCUCCUUUGCUCAUUUCUCCAUUGAGACUUGUAUGGGGAAGAGGGGAGAUACGGGAGAGAAAGGGAAAUUCUCUGAGAGCUAAGGGAUCUUGUCUCCCACUUCCAUCUCUGAGACAGACUCCUGCAGUGGCCUUCAGGAAAGUAACUCCUCUGCCUCAGUUUCCAUAUCUGUAUUAAGGGAACUUAAUAAUACUGACCUACCUCACAGGGAUGUGGUGAGGCUUUUUCUUUGCAAUGCACUCAGAAGAAGACAAGCCCAAAGGGCUGAGUAUUAUUACCAGGCUGGUUUUGGUGUCUUCCCUUGUCCCCCAGACCCCUCAGGUGGGGAUGAUCAGUUGAAAUGACAUUUAGGGGCAGCUUUUUCUCAUGUCACUUCAGGAAAACAAUCCUGAAUUAAUGAAAUCUCUGUCAUUCUACAGGUGAAUAGGGAUGAGGUUUUAAAGAGAAUUCAGUUGUUAGGUCAGACUUUAACGUGUUAAUAUUUGUUCUCCAGGUAAAACUUCUGCUUGCCUCCCUGUUUCUAAAGGUGAAACAGGGAGUAGUGGUUCUUGAUGGAGCCAGAAAACUGUUAUCAAAUCUCUCUUUCUCCACCGAAGAAGUAUAUUUUAGAGGAGAGUAAUCUUUCUUCCCUGAUGGGUAUUUGUGCAGCUUUCAAGCACGAUAAACUAUAUGCUCGUUGUUGCAGCUGCUGGCAAAAUGGAGAUGUGCCCUUAAGCAGGAAAUCUGGACUGUUUUAUUUUCUCAGCUCUCUAAUAAUGGUACUUGGAUAACACGAACUUCCAGUGCACAUUCGGAUUCUACUUUUGCAUGGUCAUAGUAAAUAUUAAACCUUUUGGGUUUUGACACAAGGAGAAAAAUCUUUUCUACUAAAAGUCUCAAGUGCCCUUGAACCAAUUUUAGCAGCGGUGACGAGAAAGCAAGAGCAGCAGAAGGCUGAGGGAAGUGCAAGCUGACCUCAAGCCAUCUUCUUAGUUGGAGGCAUGUUGUUGUCUCAGCAUGGCAUAUGUACUUCCCAGUGGUCCUUUUGCCUGGGAGUCCGUUUAUCUCGGCUGAAAGGAUGCAGUCGCCCAGUUAGAUCAGAAUUUAACCCUUUACAGAGCAGCAAGCAGUAUAGUGACAGAAGAGUUAUAUAAACCAGCCUAUGGUCUGCACUACACAAAACCAAGGCAGGAAUAGUUGUUUUCAGAUUUUUUCUUACUGAUUCGUUAAUUCCUGCCUUUUUACUUUCUGGAAUUGGAUCUGUGGCCUGACAGUUGACUUGAGAUCCGCUUCAAAAAACUCUUUACUUAUGGUGGAUGUCAUCACUGGUUUGGAAGAAAGCUUAUUCUUCUCCCAUUCCUUUGCAGGCUACAGUUGCAUGAUCCUUUUGUGGUGGACUUCAAGAUUACCGCAGCCUUCAAUUAGCAGUUAUCGACAGUCUUUCAUCUGGGAUGGCUAUGUGCAGCUAGGUGGUUGUCAUUCCAGAAAUUUAAGGAAGACGCGCAUUUCUAAUAUGCUCCAUGCAAGCUGCUUUAGUGACAGCCGUACAGGGGUGACUCAGUAGUGGAUACUUCUGAAGUGUGGUUUUCUGCCUCUGCAUAGUGAGUUUUUCAGGCAGGUACUUGAGAUUUCAACCCUGAAAAAGUGCUUCAUGGCAGCAUGAGAUUGCUUUGGACAAACCUCUUGUUCCGUGCUCUUGUUUUAUCACGUUGUUGGAAAUUUCAGAGAUACACAGGACUUCCUGUUCCUUGUUUUGCUGGUCUCCAUGCUGACUGGGUCACCAGGUUAUGAAAGAACAGGGAAAAUGCGAAGCGUGGCAAUGCAAGUCUUGCUGUUCUGCCUCAAGACUGUCUGCAGCCUGUUCUGGGGAAACUGUCUUCAGCCGGAAGGUGCGGUAGGAUCUCUGCUGCCUCUUCAGCCCCUGCUCUAUCAGCUGAGUCUUUUUGCAAUACGAGGGGAGAGCUGGUUAUGGAAACUAACUUUGAAUGUGAAACUUUCUUUAUAAGGAACUAAACAAAAGCAAAGGCAUUUUACGCAGCAAGUAGUUUUGUGUCAUAGAAAGGCUGGGGCUUACCUGAGUUGGAUUUAAAAGGAGUGUGUGGCCAGAAGUGGUGAAAUCCAGAUCCUCUUUAAACUGGCCCAUGGAGCCACUUGACUGUGAAAGUAUACUACACCUACUUGAUCCACUUUUGGACUUUUUGGCAGGCCUGCCUGUCCCCGCAGCUAGUAUUCACCCAUUUUUGCCUUAAAGAAAUAUCCUAAAAUGCACUCCAGACCUUCUGUCUGUAAUAAGAGGUUAUUGAUUCAGCUUGUGUAUCGGGGAUCCGCUUUCACUGAGGCACUGUUGUGUGGCUAGAGCAGCAAGCUGAGGGAUCCAGUUCCUGUGGGAUCUUCCUCACUCUCCCACAGGCCCUGUUUAAUUUUGGGCAAGCUGUUUUCCCAGUUCAUGCCCCAGUUUUUUCAAUCUAUGAAACUUCUACAGGAUCUUAUCGGGCUUUUAUGAUGAUUACUGUAAGAUGUACCCUUUGCUUAGAGACACUUUUACAGAAGUUACCAAAGAGAUAAAAUACUGUAGCUGUUGUUUGUCCUAGUUUCUGCUUCCUUUAAAUGGUGAAGUGAAAAUGAAAUAACCAAACCUGGAUUCCAUCACAGAAUCCAGAUUUCCUAGGCAAAAUUUGAUUCUCUUGCCUUUCAAGCACACUUAAUGGUCGCUUUUAUCGUGGAUGAGAUUGCGUAAGGAUGGAUUGAAUUUCUCCUUUGUAGGUUCUUGCUCCCUCGUCUGCCCUGUUUGUGUAAAGCUUGCACACUCAGCACGCCGGGACAGAGUCCCCGCUGGUGCCGUUCUGUUGCACUCUGCAGAGUUACACCAGAGAGGAGCUUUUUCUCUCCGGUCGCUUUAUUCAAUGACUAUUAAAUAAAACACAGGAGUACGUUAGCAGGGACGGAAUAGGAGAGGAGAGGAAGUGUCACGUACCUCUUAGUCAGUUCCACUCUGUUCGCCCAGCCGUGAACUGACGAGCUCGAGCUGGGCAGGCAGACAACUAGACACGACGUGCGUGUGGCGGUGAUGUGGGGACCUGCAUUCCCGCUGUCGGGGGACGGGCAGCCCCACUCUACGUGGGUGUUUGCCUUGGUCUGUGACCUUGCCAUACCCCGACAGUGGGACAUAUUUGAGUUGAAGUCCUGGACGAGUGUCACUGCCUCAUGAGCAUGGCAGCGUCUUAACUCUGACCAGGAGCAGUGCAGAAUGUGAAUGUCGCUUUGUGAACCUUAAAUUCUCAGUGCUUCGUCAGCAGAGCUGCUGUUGAAAGAGACAGCUGUGAUAAAUCAAUAGCUAUUAGCAGUCCUUUAAUUUUUAAACAAAUGUAUUUAAGUUUUAUAUUGUGAAUAUUGUAGUAUUUUUUUAUUUUGAAACUUGAGAUGUUUUGAUAUUAUUUGCAAAGUCAAAUGAACAAAGUGUCGCUAAUCUCCAAAAAUCUAAGUCCAUUUAGUUGGUGGGAAACCUGUAUAUAUUGUAUUUUUUUUGUGUGUUUUUGUGCUCUUUGUUUAUCCAAAGGUUCUGGCUAUAUGAAAGACAAAGACUGAAGUGUGGGGGCGGUGCAAGUGAUUGACAACGACAUUUGAGUUAAUGUUGGAAAGGGCUGAUUUCCUUUAGAUGUCCAGAUACUGUCCAUUUGCUAAUAAAAAAAAAAAA